AGUGAGAACUUAUUACCUUCCACUGGGUCCCUCCAGUGACAUGUGGAGAUUAUGGGAAUUACAAUUCAAGUUGAGAUUUGGGUGGGGCCACAGCCAAACCAUAUCAGAAUGCUUCUGCCACAACACUUCCUCUUUAUUCUGUGGUUAACAAUUUUGAGUUAAAACUAGAUUGCUGCUUUGAGAAAUGAACCCUGUCUACAGAGAGGGCAUUCUGUUCAUGUCUGAGAGAAAAUGUUUCAUUCAAUUGAAAUAUUCUCAUCCUCAAAAUGUGAUAACAGUGCACCCAAAAGCCACCGGAAGAUAGAUUAUGAGAAAGACCCAUUAAUGCUGACCUUGAAGUACCAGAGUGCAGAAAGAGGGGAAGGAGCACCUAUUCUGUGUAGAUGAGGGUCAGGUACAUUUUCAAAGCCAGACAAUCUGGAUCAAUCGAGAAAGAGGGAAAGUGACACAUUUGCAAAUUUGGAUUGAUAUUAUAUAAAUGAACUCUUGAUUAUCCACAUGGUGACCUACAGCAAUAACAAAUGUACACACACCCUAAGUUACAUAGGCAUGCCUUUAACCAUACCCACACGUGCUGGGGAAUGUUAGAUAGGCAGGGGGAAUGCAAGGUGAGUGAGAUUUCUGAUGAUGCAGAGGAAGAAUGCCAAAUUGCUAGGUUUCUUGUUUUCCACUGAGACUCCUCAGCUGGGUAUGUUUUGAGGUAGGUAUGAAAACACUGUGACUUCUGUGGCUUUCCUUGUGAAGAAGUUAAAACGUGUAAUAUUUGCUUUUAAAAGAUGACACGUUUAUCAGUCUUCUAGCCACGAUUGUUUAAAUUCUGAUGCCUUCCUGUUGGGGAGAAACUGUCAGAAGUUGUGCUUUCAUCUAUGUUCUGAAAGUGCCUUAUCCCUUCUAGUGUUGAAAAGGUUGAUGCAAAAAUAAAAGAACCCACAAGAAAGUGACACCAAGAUUUCUCAGGACUUUCUUACUAACUUUGCUUCUUCACCUAAUACAUUAGGAGACAAAAAGUUACCUUUGUCAUUUUGGUUUUUGUUUUUAUUUCUUUUUACUUUGCUAAUCUUUUGAAGAGUCUUCUUGUACUUCACGUCCCCACAUUACCGCAGUUGAAGGGGAACCUUUCUAUCUGAAAUAUUGCUCGUCUUCACAUGCACAUGCGAUUGAAGCAAACACCGGAAGAUGGCAAAAAAGCAGUGGAUCACAGAAACGUGUGGAGCUGAACCCAAGCAGUUCACCAAGAAUUGGUUUGCAAGAUCAUGCUUUGGAGUUUUGGCCUGUUGAGUUGAAUGACAUGGGAUCUUACUUUUUCCAAAUGGGAACUGUAAAAAGCUACUGGAGAACAAGGAAAACCCAAUGAUAAAGAAGAAUGCUGAGUUUGAAGAUCAGGGAUAUUACUCCUGCGUGCAUUUCCUUCAUCACGAUGGAAAACUAUUUAACAUCACCAAAACCUUCAAUAUUACAGUAUUGGGAGAUAGCGGUUAUAUAGUUCCGGUUCUUCUUGGAUCAAAGCUUAACCAUGUUGCAGUGGAAUUAGGAAAAGAUGUAAGCCUCAACUGCUCUGCUUUGCUGAAUCAAAAGGAUAUACUUUAUUGGAUGUAUGACAAUGGAUCGGAUCUUAAUGUACAUGAAGAGAAAGAAAUAAGAAUUAUGACUUCAGAAGGGAGAUGGCAUGCUUCAAAAGCCUUGAGAAUUGAAAAUAUUGCUGAACACAAUCUAAAUUUUGCAUAUAAUUGCACUGUGACCAGCACAGGAGGCACAGACACCAAAAGCUUCAUCUUGGUGAGAAAAGAAGCCAUGGCUGAUAUCCCAGGCCACAUCUUUACAAGAGGAAUGAUCAUAGCUGUUUUGGCCUUGGUGGCAGUAGUGUGCCUAGUGACUGUGUGCAUCAUUUAUAGAGUUGACUUGGUUCUAUUUUAUAGACAUUUAAUGAGAAGAGAUGAAACAUUAACAGAUGGAAAAACGUAUGAUGCUUUUGUGUCUUACCUAAAAGAAUGCCGACCUGAAAAUGGAGAGGAGCACACCUUUGCUGUGGAGAUUUUGCCCAGAGUGUUGGAGAAACAUUUUGGGUAUAAGUUAUGCAUAUUUGAAAGGGACGUAGUGCCUGGAGGAGCUGUUGUUGAUGAAAUCCACUCACUGAUAGAGAAAAGCCGAAGACUAAUCAUUGUCCUAAGUAAAAGUUAUAUGUCUAAUGAGGUCAGGUAUGAACUUGAAAGUGGACUCCAUGAAGCAUUGGUGGAAAGAAAAAUUAAAAUAAUCUUAAUUGAAUUUGCACCUGUUACUGACUUCACAUUCUUGCCCCAAUCACUAAAGCUUUUGAAAUCUCACAGAGUUCUGAAGUGGAAGGCUAAACAUUCUCUUUCUUAUAACUCAAGGUUCUGGAAGAAUCUUCUUUACUUAAUGCCUGCAAAAACAGUCAAGCCAGGUAGAGAGGAAUUGGAAGUCUUGCCUGUUCUUUCAGAGUCUUAAUCUUCAGAAACGCUGAAUGCCAAAAAGAACUUGAGAUAUUCUGGGGACUGAGCAUAUGAACCUGUUUGUUACAAAGGCUGUGACUCUAAAUAUUUAACUGUAAAAAUCCUGCUCACAAUUUGAAGAGGAACCUUGUCGGGAGUAAGACUAAAGGUUGAACUGUGGGCUGUGGCCAUGUGCUCCCAGAAGACCUGGAAUUCAAAAGAAAUGGAGCUUUUCUUUUUCUCCCUCUUCCAUAACUGGGUGCAGCUGCUCAUACUUAAUCCCAUAUUCAGCAAGUGUGAAGCUGGGCAUGAUGCAAAAUAACCUAUGCCUUACAAAAAGGGCGCAUCUCCAAGAGUUUUAAUCCCAGUGAUUAAAUGAGGGGAUUUUAAGCGCACGAAGAGGCAUUUUCUAGGGACCAGUGGGUGACAGAGUAACUGAAAUGCUGCUUUCACUCCCUAACACCGUGGAUCUGGUUGUGCAUGGGAUGUGGGAGGAGGGGCUGGCAGGGCCUCAGCCUCAGGAUGCAUUUAAUGUAUCCCAGCCACAGUUGCAGCCCAGUGGUUCUUGAGAGCCCAGUAAGGCCCUGCAAUGCAGAGCCUGCUUAUGAGGAUCUAUUUUGGGGAACUUCUUAAAAGGACCCCCGAAUACCUUUUUAUUUUUCACAAGAGACACAAAUUCUAAUUUAGAGAAUUAUCUGGGCCUUUCACUUUUGAUGUUUUGAAACAUUUGUUGAUUUCGUGUGAAUGUUUAUAUCAAAAUGUUUGCCAGAUUGUAUCAGCCAUUGAAUAGCAAAACAAACAAACAAACAAACAAAAAAACCCUGAUAGUUACUUGCUUGGUUUUUAAAAGUUACAUAUUUAAAAUGCCGCUAGCAUGAAGGCAGCAUGGUGUGGCUGUUAAGAGACGGACUGUGGAGUCCAUCAGGAGCUCCAAUCCUGAGUUUGCUGUUUACUUUUGUGACCUCUGGAACUUUAUCCAGUCUCUCUGUGCCUCAGUUUCCUCAUCUGUAAAAUUUGAAUUUAUGAUAAUUGGACCUAUAUCCCAAGGUCCAAAUAUAAGUACUUACAAUGGUUCCUGGCACAGACUCAGCAGUCUGUCAGUGUUGCCAUAACUAUUUUUAUCAUCAUUAUUAAUGAUUACUUAGAUCAGUUAUUUAGCAGUGGACUAUUGGAAGCUACAGAGCAGAGAAGGGAAGCAGAUCUAGGGAGGACAGCAGCUUUGAUUUGAGGAUGUUUGCACACGUAGAAAAGCAUAUUGGAGAAGUGUAUCCAGAGGGCAAAAGAUAUUCCUCCAUUGAACAUCCGCCUCUUUUAACGUUGAAAGACACAUGUCUUUCUCCCUAAGGGAAGCCCAGCACUGGGAGCCUUCUUGAUGAUCUCAAAAAUACUGGCUAUCCAAGAAAACCACUGAGUGACUGUGAAACCAUCAGUUUGGAAGCCUGGUUAGAACACACGGGAGAAACGUGAAUGUUCUACAAAAGUUUAAAGCAGAGACUGUUUCAAAUAGAUGUGGUAGAUAUUACUGAAAACCAAAGAAGAGUGAAAUUGCAUGUGUAAGAAUGUGAUUUAAUGUUUGUAGUGCUUACAAUUUUGUGCACCAACUGGAGGGCUAAAAAGGAGAAAAUAAUUUAAUAGCUCAUAUUUUAUGUGUGAAAACAUAUUAGCAAAAAUAUAUGAUUAAAAUAAAUUUUAUUGCUAUAGCAUAGUCUCUAAUACAUAGAAUAAUUUUGCUUUUCUCUUUUAUUAUACUUGCUUUAAAAUAAUUGAGACAUAUUUUGUAUUAAAUUCAUUUCAAAUUAAAUGCGUUAAAUGUAUACAUUAGAUGUGUGCUUUAAAAUGCAUAAAAUACUUUGAAAUACAUUAAUUAACUAUUGUUCUAAUGCCUUUAUUUUUUAAAUGUCUUCACGUCUUUUUCACUUACUUUAAGAUUCCAAUUCCUCAUUCACAACAUGGACUUCUACCUGUUUUAAUAGAAUAUGGGCACCUCUCUCUCUCUCUCUCUCUUUUUUUUUUUUUUUUAGAAAGAAA
Messenger RNA from Cebus imitator (Panamanian white-faced capuchin), 4475 nucleotides. It is a transcript of the gene IL18R1, whose product is annotated as interleukin 18 receptor 1. Bases 1351 to 2463 code for a protein of 370 amino acids. Lineage: Eukaryota; Metazoa; Chordata; Mammalia; Primates; Cebidae. The transcript has 8 exons. Gene Ontology annotation, biological process: interleukin-18-mediated signaling pathway; positive regulation of type II interferon production. The record is from RefSeq and is a predicted model, not a curated record. Gene Ontology annotation, molecular function: interleukin-18 binding; interleukin-18 receptor activity.